CGUCGGUUUGUGAAGCCUGAACGCAAUGGUCCUGCUUGCCUGCUUGCUUGCUUGUCUGCCUGCUUCACGAGGGACACUUUUGCACUCUCCCCUGAAAUGCAUCACAAGCCACAGGCGCUCGCUGCGGAUUAAAAGGGAAACUUUUACGAUGGACGGGGGAAAGUAGCGAGAGAAGCAGCAGCAGGAGCCGCAGCAGCAGCAGAAGCACGGUGACGACCAGCGAGCAGACCUUCCACUGCAAAGCGUAGAUGCACUGCUGAAAAAUAUGCUCCAGCCGAGCUGCCUCCUCCCCGGCUUCAGUCGCGAAUUGCCCGUCUUCUAAGCAGCUGUCCGAGACGAUCUCCUCCGCUCCGCUCGGCUCGCUGGUUGAUUUCUUACCUGUGAAGUUCGCCAUCCGGUCCUCGACCCACCUGCGAGAGAGAGUCAUGGCUGGAAAGCUGACAACAGCGCAAGGCGGCACAGGAAUACUGCUGGUGACAGCCAACGUUGGAUCCCUGUUCGAGGAUCCUGACAAUCUACAGAAAACGUGGCUGAAGGAGUUUUACCAGACAGUUCAGUCACAUAAGCCUCAUUUCUUAGCUGUGCACUGUCAAGAAGUGGGUGGCAAGAAUUAUGAGGCUUCCAUGUCACACGUGGACACUUUUGUCAAAGAGCUGUUGUCCAGUGAUGCCAUGAAGGAGUACAGCAGAGCUCGUGUCUACCUCGAUGAAAACUACAAGUCCCAGGAACAUUUCACAGCUCUGGGAAGUUUCUACUUCAUUCACGAGUCUUUGAAAAACAUCCAGCAGUUUGAUUUCAAAGCAAAGAAAUACAGGAAGGUGGUUGGGAAGGAAACCUGCUCCGAGACCCUGGAAAGCACCCCCUCGCUGGAGAAGGAGAAGUUUCCACAGGACUACUUUCCCGAGUGCAAGUGGUCCAGAAAGGGAUUCAUCAGAACUCGAUGGGCCCUACCUGAGUGUUGUUUGGACCUGGUCAACAUCCACCUUUUCCACGAUGCUUCCAAUCUGGUGGCUUGGGAGAAAAGCCCUUCCAUUUACUCUGGGACCAGGCAGAAGGCGCUGGGCUACGUUUUAGACAGGAUCACGGACCAGCGCUUUGAAAGGGUGCCAUAUUUCAUCUUUGGGGAUUUUAACUUCAGGUUGGACUCAAAACAGGUUAUUGAGACUCUGUGUUCCACCGCCACCAUGCAGACAGUAAGGACCACGGACACCAAUGAAGUGGACAAGCUAAUAUUCAGGGAAAGUGAUAAUGACAGAAAGGUCGUCCUUCAGCUUGAAAAGAAGCUUUUUAGUUAUGUCAACCAAGACGUUUUCCGGGAAAACAAUGGGACCUCGCUUUUAGAGUACGACAAAGAACUGUCAGUGUUCAAGGAUCGACUGCACGAAUUGGAAAUAUCCUUCCCACCCAGCUACCCAUACAGUGAAGACAGCAGUCAGGGGAAGCAGUACAUGAACACCAGAUGCCCUGCCUGGUGUGACCGAAUCCUCAUGUCUUCAGCUGCCAGAGACCUCGUCUUAAAGCCAGAAAAUGAGGAGAAGUCUGUCGUCUAUGAUAACAUCGGGGCCAAUGUCUGCAUGGGGGACCACAAGCCUGUCUUCCUGUCCUUCCGAAUAACACCGGGGGCAGGUAAACGUAAUGCAAAUAAGCACAAGUGUUGUGUGGUGCAGUGAUGUCGUGGAAAUUGUUGCCAAAGGGGGGAGAAUAUAUUCUGUGAAGCGCCUCUGUGAGAACACAAGGAGAGGAACACACACACGCACACAUUUGACCACACACAUACACUCACACACGUGCAAACACAUCCACGCACGCACGCACGCACGCACGCACGCACAUACACUUU
This is a messenger RNA of Syngnathus typhle (broad-nosed pipefish), 1840 nucleotides long. RefSeq names its product inositol polyphosphate-5-phosphatase A-like. The coding region runs from base 426 to 1670 and encodes 414 amino acids. Lineage: Eukaryota; Metazoa; Chordata; Actinopteri; Syngnathiformes; Syngnathidae. Gene Ontology annotation, molecular function: inositol-polyphosphate 5-phosphatase activity. Gene Ontology annotation, biological process: phosphatidylinositol dephosphorylation. The transcript has 16 exons. The record is from RefSeq and is a predicted model, not a curated record.